Messenger RNA from Ricinus communis (castor bean), 2792 nucleotides. Its product is annotated as protein ACCUMULATION AND REPLICATION OF CHLOROPLASTS 3, chloroplastic. Gene Ontology annotation, cellular component: cytosol; chloroplast outer membrane; extrinsic component of plastid membrane. NCBI's taxonomy places the organism in Eukaryota, Viridiplantae, Streptophyta, Magnoliopsida, Malpighiales, Euphorbiaceae. The record is from RefSeq and is a predicted model, not a curated record. Gene Ontology annotation, biological process: chloroplast fission. The transcript is spliced from 16 exons. Bases 301 to 2673 code for a protein of 790 amino acids.
AAAUUAUUUUAUAUAUUCUUAUUAAUAAAAAAGCUAACAGACUAUAAACUACAGAUAAACUAUUAAAUAUAAAUAAUUUAUUUAUAUUUGGUAUAAAGAUAAAAAAAAAAAAACACAGUGGGCAGCACUCCAACCUGAAAUAUCUCUCUCAAUUUUUCACAUUUUUUUUUCUGCCCUCUCUAAUAGCUCGCUCCUCCAUGUCCAUCCAAUGACUCAGAUAUUACUGUUCAAGCAAUAACUCAGAUAUUAUUAUAUUGUAGCAGUGUAAUCCUAAUCCAAAUGUAGCUCAGUUACUGUAUAAUGGAGUAUCAAUCUGUUUUCACUACCUUUCAAUCUGUUUCUCGCGUCUCUUUGUCUUGUAUAUCUUCAAAAUCCGCUAUCUACAACCAUUUCUUCCGUAAGAUACAUUUCAAUAAGCGAGUGAGUUCUAUUAGUAAUAGCAAUAAUAAUCGCUUUCCUCGAAUUGCGGGAAGUUUAGAAUAUAAAGGAAAUGAUAGAACAGAAUUUAGAGGUGAUGAUAGUGUGAGAUUCUUAAGCGAAUCUAAGUUUGUAGAAGUGAUUGGAAUAGGCAGUAGAAUAGAUUCUGUUCUUGAUUUUUGCUCGGAUUCACCUUUUCAAUUAUCAUCGUCGCUGCGAUUCUGGAAUAUUCAUGUUAAAGAUUCAUUGAACGUGCGAUUACAAGAAAGAGGUUUUGAAAAAGAUGUUAUUCCGAGGGUUUUGGAACAUUCCCAGUUUCUGCAAUCAUGUUCAAAGGCUAUUAUACUUGUUGCUAGUGCAGGAUAUGGCUUGGAUCAUCUUACAGCAAUUGAUAUACUCAAAACUGUAAGAUCUACAGAUGGGUUUGCUGUUGCUAUUUGUCUGAGGCCUUUCAGCUUUGAAGGACAAAGGCGCCAAGAUGAGGUGAAAAAUCUGGUAGGAGAAAUUCAAGAGUAUACAAACUUUUGCAUUGAUAUUGACACUGAUACACUACUCAAAAAGGAUUUGGUCACCCUAGACGAGGCUUUGAAGACUGCAAAUACUGCUGUUUUGUUGGCCAUGAAUGCUGUCUCGAUUCUCAUCUCAGAGAUGCACCUGAAACUAUUUGCUGCACUGCAUAAUAAUGUGAAGGAACUGACAAUUUCAGAAGUUUUGAAAAUUCUGGAAAGCCACAAAGAAGCGAAAAUUGGAUUUGGAGCUGGUAACAGCGUUAAAAGUUCGAUUUUAGAAGCUCUAUAUGACUGCCCUUUUAUCGGAGCUGGUCUAGAGAACUCAAAUGGCAUCAUUAUAUGCAAUAUUGCAAGUUCAGAUUUUAUUGAAAAUAGAGAUGUAGAUUCCUCUUUGCUUACUUUUCAUCAAACUGCAAAAUACAUGGGGGAAAUUAUUAUUUCUUCAGCUCAUGAGCCUAAUCUGGAUAGCAACAUGAUUGUAACAACUAUUAUUAUGCUGAGCUGCAGAGAAAUACAAACUCAUCAGAGAAGUAGCUUGCUGUCCAGACUGGCCCAGCAUUUCCCCUUUGUUUCUAAACUUUUGAGGAGGCAACAUCAAAAAUCAAAUGAUAAUGAAGGAGUCAAUGAACCCAAACAUGCACAACUUUCGACAGAGACAAAUUUACCAGAACUGACUGCAAUGGAAAGUAGAAAUUCUGCAGAAGAAAUAGCUGAAGGUACAGACAAACACUCUGAGGAAUGUAAAACACAACCAAGCAGAAAUUACUAUGAUCUCUACAGUUCAAGUAAUGAAGCUAAAGAAAAUGAGUUGGUCUCAUUAGAUGCUAGGACCAGUUCUUACAAUGAAAUUACUGAAGGUAGCACAAAAGAAACUCCUGCUCUUCAGAGGGAGCCACUCAUUAGUUGGAACUUGGGACCGGGAUACCAGAUUGCACAAGAGUGGGCCAGAGAAAGGGCUGGCGAUACUUCAAUACUUGAUACUCUAAGCAUCUUCCGCCUCCCAGUCGGUGUAAGGUCUCCAGAAGAGUCUAAGGAGGGUCUGAAUUUCUUACAUGCUGCGGAUUUCCAAGAGCCAAAAACUGUGGGAGUUGUUAAAGAACAAAAGCAUGUUAGUUCCAGUAUCUCUUCUUGGGGUGCAUUAAGUGAUGCAGGUUUUGUAUUAGUAAGGGAUUUUUAUAAUAAUGCUUCUACAAUGUUAAAGAGUAGGAAUGCUGAUGCACCCAAAAAGCAAGGAGUUCUCUCUGUUCGUGCUGCAUCUAUGCUGGAAGCUGAGCGAGACUUCCCAAAAAAGUGGAAUCCUGUUACAGAGAUGCAGUAUAGAGGAGGGGUCUACAGGGGGCGGUGCCAAGGUGGUCUUCCUGAAGGAAAGGGCCAACUUAUCCUUGAAGAUGGAAGCAUAUAUGAUGGGAUGUGGCGUUAUGGUAAGAGAUAUGGUCCAGGUGCAUUCUACUUCAGCAAUGGAGAUGUGUUCCAGGGAUCAUGGAGGGAUGACAUGAUGCAUGGCAAGGGUUGGUUUUAUUUCCACACUGGAGAUCGAUGGUUUGCGAAUUUUUGGAAGGGAAAGGCUAAUGGUGAAAGCCGCUUCUAUUCAAAGUCCGGUAAAGUGUUUUUCGGCCAUUUCCGAGAUGGAUGGCGACAUGGUCACUUUCUUUGUAUUGAUGUGGAUGGAGAAAGGUGUGUUGAGAUAUGGGAUGAGGGUGUUCUUAUGAGCCGGAAGAAACUCCACUCAGAUACUGAUUCUGGAUAAGUAUUAUCUAAUUUUAAUUUAUUUUUUCACUUGUUUGUAUAUCCUUCAAUUAUUUUACUUUUGACUUUGUUUUAUGUACAGUAGAGCAUAUUGAAAGUUUUGAACAUGCACUUUUAGAA